This is a messenger RNA of Leishmania braziliensis MHOM/BR/75/M2904, 879 nucleotides long. RefSeq names its product MRP protein-like protein. The record is from RefSeq and is a predicted model, not a curated record. Gene Ontology annotation, cellular component: mitochondrion. The coding region runs from base 1 to 879 and encodes 292 amino acids. Gene Ontology annotation, molecular function: ATP-dependent FeS chaperone activity; 4 iron, 4 sulfur cluster binding; ATP binding. The transcript has a single exon. NCBI's taxonomy places the organism in Eukaryota, Euglenozoa, Kinetoplastea, Trypanosomatida, Trypanosomatidae. Gene Ontology annotation, biological process: mitochondrial respiratory chain complex I assembly; iron-sulfur cluster assembly.
AUGCACUUCUCCCGUGUUUCGGUGCCGGGCAUCAAGCGUGUCAUCACCAUCUGUAGCGCCAAGGGCGGUGUAGGCAAGUCCACCACCUCCGUCAAUGUUGCUCUUUCGCUGAAGAACAUGGGGUACCGCGUCGGCCUCGUCGAUGCAGACAUCACAGGGCCGUCCAUUCCUACGAUGAUGGGAGUGGAAGGCUCGCAGGUCGAGACGUACCGCGUUGCCGGCAGUGACCGUUUCGGCCCGCCCAUGAACUUUGGUGUGAAGGUGAUGAGCAUGGGGCUCAUCGUCCCCUACGACGAGGCCAUCGCCGUGCGUGGGCCUAUGGUGAACAAGUACAUCCGCGCCCUGCUCUUCCAAACCGAUUGGGACGAACUCGACUACCUCCUCAUCGACAUGCCGCCCGGCACCAAUGACGUGCAUCUCACAAUCACGCAGGAGGUCACGCUCUCCGGGGCUGUUAUUGUCUCGACGCCGCAGAAGGUAGCGCUCAUCGAUGUGCGGCGUGGCAUUGACCUGUUCGCGGCUGUGAAUGCGCCGGUGCUGGGGCUUGUGGAGAACAUGAGCUACUUCCAGUGCGACGGCUGCGACACGCGACAUUACCUCUUCGGCCACGGUGGCGUGGCACACGCGGCGGCGGAGUUGGGCGUGCCGUUUCUCGGAGAAAUCCCGUUUGUGAGUCGCAUUAUGCAGGACACCGACGAGGGUAUACCUCCGGCACUGCGCGGAGACGCGACGUUGGAGGCGGCGAAGCCGUACUACGAGCUUGCCGAGCGCAUCCACGCCACCUUGGACGGGAGUGAAAGGGACACGGCUGGCGGUGGCAAAGGGAGGGUUGACCGACACGCCGCCCCCGCCCCCGAGCCGACCAUCACAUUUGAGUGA